GUCUUCCCUCGGAGGAAAUAGAAACGUGCGGUUAGAGGAGUGCAUCCCCUGCACGGUGCUGAGGGGCACUCGGAGACCCCACAUUCGCUUUCUGACAACAGCGCUCGGCAACUGAUUUUGGAAGGGCGAAGUUACUCGGGGGCAUCAGCUCCCAGCGUCGGCCGUGAGGUCACGCUUCGGACAUUUCGAUCCCUAGAAUAAAAAUAAAUAAGCGCCAGGUUGCAGGGGGAGGUGAAAUAAAAUAAGUCAAUAAAAAAGAAAAGGAGUAGAAAGAAGGAAGGGAAAAAAGGAAGAAAGAGAGAAAAGGAGGGAAGAAAGAAAGAAGGGAAGAAAAAGAAGGAAGAAAGAGAGAAAGAAGGGAAGAAAGAGAGAAAGCAACAGCACGAAAUAGGAGAGAACUGAAGGAGUGGGACGGGAGAACGUCUUUGCUUUGCCUCUGCCUCAUAAAAAUGCCACUCGUUCGCAAAAGAAGCAGAGAAAAUCCCUUCUCCCGCCCAGAGCAUUGCCGGACCGCGAACUCGUCCCCAAAACGGGGCUGCUGGGAGAUGAGACGCGGCGCUGGGGGCUCUCUGAGCCCGCAGCCCCGUCGUGUUUGCGAGCGCUCAUCCUUCGGGGUGAUAACACGACGGACAGUUAACUUUCUUGUUGCUUUACAUGUAUAUAUAUAUAUACACACGCAUAAUUGUUUGUUUGCCUUUUCCUUCGCAACUGGGUACAAACCAGCAGUGACAUGAAUAAUAAAAGCCCACACGAGUGUCCCUGAGCGCGGCACCGCGUUUAUCCCGACGGAUCUGUCUUCGCGACCGUAUUAUGUUACGCGGUUCCUCGGGACGAUGUAAAACACCCGAGCGGUUUCCCCCCCCCCCCCCUUCACGGAUCUAAAGGAGUGUGAACGGAUGGAUGAAUAGAAAAACAAAUAAGCAAGGAGAUUACGGCCUCGGGAUUAAUCGUAAAGCAAGUUGAACUUUUUUCUUUCGAGGGUUAUUUUGCUUCGCCCGCUUUUCCCUGGCGGUCCCCUCCCCUCUUCUCUGCAGCUCCCGGAGCCGCGGGGGCUCCACGGGACUCUGCACGGCGCUGAACGCGCUCCGGGUGCGGGGUGAGACGGGCCGGGCCGGGCGAGGAGGGACGGGGGAAGGCAGUGAGUCUGGAAAGGAAAGUGGGAACGGGGAGGGGUGCUGGGGAGGAGGGCAGCAGGGUGGGCACCUCACAGGUAGGCGCCUCCAGGGUGGACAGAAGAACAACUUUGCGACCCCUUGAAUUCUCCUGGAGGGAGCGGAUCGCUCUCUCCAUCCGUCCUCCUCGCUUUAUUAUCAUUAUGAUUAUUUUAAGGCAGGGGGGCUGCUUCUUUUUACGUUUCUCUUCCUCGGAGAGCCCGGACCCGCGGGGAAACGCGGAGUUGCAGCAGCGCAGCGCCCCGAGGAGUGAGGGUCUCCCCUCCUCCAUCCCCAUCCGUUUUUACUGCGUGCAGCGCUGCGCGCAGCUCCGCGGAAAUAGCGCUCCUCCGGGGCCGGCCGCGCGGAGGGGACCCCGGGGAGAUGCUCCGAGGAGAGGAGCGGGGCGGGAGAGGGAGACGGAAUCACACGUUUGUGGGCUGCGAGCCCCGGGCUGCUGCCUGCAGGAGAAGCGGCUCGAGAAGUUGUUCCUUCCCAGCCAGCAACUUUCUCCCCGCGUGCGCAUGCCCGAAGUCUGGUGGGAGCCCGGGAUCUUUUAACUGCUGCCAGCGGUGGAGCACAGAUCGGGAUUAGAUCUUUUCCUCCCCUGUUCCCAAGAUCCUCCUCCUAAGUGGCCACCAUGGGAAGUAAGACUCUGCCGGCCCCAGUGCCUAUCCAUCCUUCCCUCCAGCUUACCAACUACUCCUUCUUGCAAGCAUUCAACGGGCUGCCUGCUGUGCCUUCUGACCACCUUUCCAACCUCUAUGGCUUCAGCGCCCUGCACGCCGUACACCUGCACCAGUGGACUUUGGGGUACCCGGCCAUGCAUCUGCCCCGUUCCUCCUUCUCCAAAGUGCCCAGCGUGUCGAGCCUGGUGGAUGCACGGUUCCAGCUGCCCACCUUCCCACUCUUCCCACAUGUCAUCCAGCCCAAGCAAGAGGCUGCUAACAUGACCCUCAAAGCCAAACCCCGCUUUGAUUUUGCCAACCUCGCAGUGGCUGCCACGCAAGAGGACCACUCUAAAUUGGGACAGGUGGACAGCCAGGGCUCCCCGCCAGGGCUGGGGUCUUUGCUUGAGGUGACUAAACUCUCUCCAGAGAAGAAACCCACCCGGGGAAGGUUACCAUCCAAAACCAAGAAGGAGUUUGUGUGUAAAUUCUGUGGCAGGCACUUCACCAAGUCGUACAACCUUUUGAUCCAUGAAAGAACCCACACUGAUGAACGGCCCUACACAUGCGACAUAUGCCACAAGGCCUUCAGAAGACAGGAUCACCUGAGAGACCACAGAUAUAUCCAUUCUAAAGAAAAGCCUUUUAAGUGUCAAGAAUGUGGGAAAGGAUUUUGCCAGUCCAGAACUCUAGCUGUCCACAAGACACUGCACACGCAAGUAAAGGAACUGAAACCUGCCAAACUUAAGUGCUGAAUCUCCGACUUCUAUGAACUUUUCCUGCCCUUCAGAUUUUACACCAGAACCAGAACAGAAACAAAACUGUCAGGAUGGGAGCACAGAACUUUGCGUUUUGAUUUUUUUGUUUGUUUGUUUGUACUUUAGAAAGAGCGAAAUCUCCCCGAGAAACUCACUUCUUAAAUCAUGGAUGGAAAGAUUACUUGGCAUUUAAAGCAUACAUGAAUGACACAGAAAGUGCUAGAUGUGUGGCUUAGACAAACUUUAUGCCAAAAGGUGGUGCUCACGUGUUGGACAGAAAUCUCCUUAAAAACCAAACAAAAACCCACAAAACCCACAAAAAACCCCCCACAAAAUAUCCCAGCAGAUCCCCCCUCCCGUCCCUUCCCAACUCGUAGCUUCCAAAAGUAUUACUUAAAUAAAUAAAAAAAAGAACAAACUCUUAUUUUAUACUUUUUUUUUUUUUUUUGACUGUAUAAAGCUUAUUAUUUUUACACUUCAGGAAAUACAGAGAAUUCCAGAAGACGGUUAAGAACUGCAGUGUCGGUUUCUCAUCACAGCACCAACAGGACAAGGAGAAGGGCAACUCGAAAAUCUUAUAUUUGUCUUCUUGAAAGAAGAAAAAUAACGUUUGGAAAUGACCUUAAAUCUCUCGAGUGAGGAGUCCUACAAUGCGCUGGAAAAUGAAUCCAGAUCUUAGACCUGAGGGUCCCCGGUGUCGGGACAAAUCAGUGUCCUUGGGACACGGAGAUCUUUCUUUUUGCCUUGUGGUCUAAGCAUGCUGCGAGGAGGUUUGUCACUUGUGGACUUAUUUAACAAUGAAAAAUAAAAGCAAAUGAAAGAAAGGCGGCAAUACAUCAAACUGACGGUGUGCACAACGUGAUCUGCGUGGUACUUCGUGCGUCCUGAUGAGAAAGAACAAAUCUCAACCUGAGAGCGUAUUUUUCUAAAUGCUGGCUUUCUGAACAGUGUAUUCAAAUUAAGAGACAUUCCAGUAAGUUUUGUUUAUUAAAAGAAAAGAAAAAAAAAAAACAAAAACAAGUUGUAUGGCUGUUUGGCACUUUAUGCUGAUUAUUGGUAAUUGACAUUUAUCACUGGAUUGUGUGUGGUCUUUUUUUUUUUUUUAAGUAUUAAAAUAAAUGGUUAUUUUACAGGCAAGCCUG
Molecule: messenger RNA, 3719 nt
Organism: Gallus gallus (chicken)
Lineage: Eukaryota; Metazoa; Chordata; Aves; Galliformes; Phasianidae
Gene: OSR1
Product: odd-skipped related transciption factor 1
Exons: 4
Coding region: 1792-2574 (260 amino acids)
Biological process (GO): embryo development; urogenital system development; regulation of transcription by RNA polymerase II
Cellular component (GO): nucleus
Molecular function (GO): DNA-binding transcription factor activity, RNA polymerase II-specific; RNA polymerase II transcription regulatory region sequence-specific DNA binding
Source: RefSeq, a predicted model, not a curated record